AUGCAGUGGAAGUCCCUUGCCGUUGCCGUUGCGCUCCUUGUGCAAGAUGCUCUUGGACAGCAAAUGCUGCGCUUCUCUUGCGGGCAACUCGUUAUCGAGCGUGUCGACCCUUUGGUCAACCCAGGAUCUAAUCCAUCCCCACAUCUCCAUCAGGUCGGCGGAGGGGAUUCCUUUAACGCUAGCAUGACCGCCGUUGAAUAUGAUCCUGUUAAGAUGUCUACUUGCACGACUUGCACCUUUAGCGAGGACUUCUCUAACUACUGGACUGCCAAUUUAUACUUCAAGGCACGCAAUGGAAGUCUCAAGCGAGUUCCCCAGAUGGCCAACCAAGGCCUCAAGGCAAAUGGUGGCUUAACUAUCUACUAUAUCCCACCAUAUGAUGGCAAAACUACUGUUACAGCCUUUAAGCCAGGUUUCCGUAUGCUUGUCGGCGACGCGAUGUUGCGCUCAGCAAAGGGCCAACAACGGGGUAUCUGCCACCGUUGCUUUAGUACCAUCAAUCAAGUUCCAUUUGGAGGUGCCCCUUGCACUGGUGCUGAUACUAGUUCACUGCCAACGGGGUUUUGCCAGGGAGGUAUCCGCACGACUAUCACGUUCCCAACUUGCUGGGAUGGAAAGAAUGUCGACAGCAUAGAUCACAAGAGCCACGUUGCUUACCCUAGCAGCGGGACAUUUGAGUCGACCGGCCCAUGCCCAUCAACUCACCCUGUUAAGCUCCCUCAACUGAUGUAUGAGAUUAUGUGGGAUACCAGACAGUUUAAUACCAAGGACCUUUGGCCGACGGAUACCACCAAGCAGCCAUUCGUCUAUAGCACGGGUGAUGGCACUGGAUACGGCCAACAUGGCGACUAUGUUUUUGGCUGGAAGGAUGACUCUCUGCAGAGGGCUCUGAACGCUAGGUGCAGCAACGACAAAUGCAGCCAACUUAAGUCUCAAACCUCAGAGGCUGCAAUGAAAUGCGCUAAAGCACCAUCUGUCAACGAGCUGACCGAAGGAUGGCUUUCUGAACUUCCUGGUAGCCUGCCUAUUACUUACGCUUGA
This is a messenger RNA of Venustampulla echinocandica, 1041 nucleotides long. RefSeq lists its product as uncharacterized. Bases 1 to 1041 code for a protein of 346 amino acids. Lineage: Eukaryota; Fungi; Ascomycota; Leotiomycetes; Helotiales; Pleuroascaceae. The transcript has 5 exons. The record is from RefSeq and is a predicted model, not a curated record.